Molecule: messenger RNA, 792 nt
Organism: Galendromus occidentalis (western predatory mite)
Lineage: Eukaryota; Metazoa; Arthropoda; Arachnida; Mesostigmata; Phytoseiidae
Gene: Ccn
Product: cellular communication network factor protein Ccn
Exons: 4
Coding region: 1-792 (263 amino acids)
Biological process (GO): signal transduction; positive regulation of cell differentiation; cell adhesion
Cellular component (GO): extracellular matrix; extracellular region
Molecular function (GO): integrin binding; heparin binding
Source: RefSeq, a predicted model, not a curated record
AUGAAAGUGUGGCUUGCUUGGAUACUGCAGCUGACUGUUAUCUCUCAACCGACACUAUCUCAAUGGGAUCUCUUACCGAGCGCAAAUAAGGAGCCAGCCCGCGGAACUUUUGUGAUAGCCACGGGGAAGAUGAACAUCACUGUCAAUCGGAGUCCGUCGGAGGAGAGACGGCGGCCGGACGGCUGCCGUUACCCCUGCAAUUGUCCAGAGAAGGAAGUGUCCUGCCAAGACGGGGUCACCAAAACUAAGGACGGAUGCCAAUGCUGCGAGAUGUGUGCGCGACAGCACGGAGAACAAUGCGAUGGCAUCAACGUCUGCGACCAUCGGAGAAAGCUCAUUUGUUCGAGCGGAAUUUGUCGAGCCGCUGCUCAUCGUCUCGGAUGUAUCGUCAGAGGAGUGACGUACGAAGACAACGCGGUAUUCGCCACAGACUGCCGACAUCAUUGCUCGUGUCAGAACGGUACGGUUGCGUGCGCAAAUCUCUGCACGAGAGAGCUGACGAAGCCCUCAGGUCAAUGUGUGAACGCCAGACUCGUCUUCCUCAAUCCCGGUGAUUGCUGUCGAGAAUGGAUCUGCGAUAAUCCUAAUCCGAAGCUUAUCGGAGUACCUGGCUGCGUUCGCCAAGCGACCGAAUGGAGCGAAUGCUCAGCCACAUGCGGUCAAGGCGUUUCGUGGAGACUCUCCAAUCACAAUGCCCAAUGCCUAACGCGGAACGAGACCCGGCUGUGCAUCGUAAAAACUUGCAAAGGCUUCCUCGAUAGCUUCGAUUCGGAACCCGACUCCGUCGAUUGA